GCGAAGCCGAACCGCCAGCGUCUCCUCCGCUCCCAGAAGGAGCAAGGUCAGAAGCGCAAGCGGAAGAACCGAGAGGCCCACAAGCGCAAGGUCGCUGAAGACGUUGCGGCCGGCGUCCUGCCGACUUGGCCGGCAAAGAAGUGCUACAACUGCGACACGCGCGGCCACGAAGCCAAGGCGUGCCCCGAGGUCUGCCGCUACUGCAAGGUCGAGGUCCACUUCCACGCGACGUGUCCGAUGAAGGGCGUGCGUCCAGCGGAAUCCGCAGUCAAGUACACAAAGGCGCUUUAA
Molecule: messenger RNA, 291 nt
Organism: Saprolegnia parasitica CBS 223.65
Lineage: Eukaryota; Oomycota; Saprolegniomycetes; Saprolegniales; Saprolegniaceae
Exons: 2
Molecular function (GO): zinc ion binding; nucleic acid binding
Source: RefSeq, a predicted model, not a curated record